Fusarium falciforme is the source of this 1335-nucleotide messenger RNA. Its product is annotated as FMN hydroxy acid dehydrogenase domain-containing protein. Gene Ontology annotation, molecular function: oxidoreductase activity; FMN binding. The record is from RefSeq and is a predicted model, not a curated record. The transcript has a single exon. NCBI's taxonomy places the organism in Eukaryota, Fungi, Ascomycota, Sordariomycetes, Hypocreales, Nectriaceae. The coding region runs from base 1 to 1335 and encodes 444 amino acids.
AUGGCCAAUAAGACUGACCCGAAAUCGUCGACUGUAUCAUUUACGGAACCCGAUUCAACCAGCUAUUCGUCCUUCCAACGCGACAUCUACCAAGCCUUUCGGUCUCCUCUUUUUUCAACGAAACCCUCAGAAUGGGAGGCAUUGGCUCGGUCUAAGGUCCCUCCGGCUAACUUCGACUAUGUCCAUGGCUCCGCAGGCACAUCGGCCACCGCUGACGCCAAUGUUGAAGCCUUUUCUCGUUACCGCCUCCGACCGAGCUGCUUGGUCAAUGCCACCAGACGAGAUGUUGGCGUGGAGCUGUUUGGCACAAAGUACAACAGCCCGUUGUUAGUUGCUCCAAUUGGCGUUCAAAACAUCAUGCACUCAGACGCCGAAGAGGCCACGGCCAGGGCUUGUCACAAUGUCGGAAUUCCCAUGAUCCUGUCGAGCGCUGCGACGCGAACGAUAGAGCAGAUCGCCGAGGCAAACGCGGACGGGGACCGCUGGUAUCAGCUCUACUGGCCCAAGCCGCAAUGUGAAGAAAUCACCGCGAGUCUUCUGAACCGGGCAAAGAAUGCAGGGUACAAAGUCCUCGUCGUCACUUUGGACACGUUCCUCCUUGGAUGGAGACCCUCAGAUCUCGAUACCGCCUACCUGCCCUUUAUCUGGGGUGAAGGGUGCCAGAUUGGACUCUCAGACCCGGCUUUCAACAAGCUUUUUGAGGAGAUACAGAAGAAUGACCCGCGGAGCGUUGGUGAGAAGCUGGCCGAGUUGUGGACCAUCAUUAGACAACCUGGCACCUUCAAAGGUGCUGCAAAGGUACUUGGCAAUGUCAAUGUCUUGCAAAAGUCCAAAGCCUGGAUCGAUGUCAUGAACUCUGGCACCUACCGAGAAUGGGAAGAUCUCAAAGUGCUGAAGAAACUCUGGGACGGCCCGAUUGUCCUCAAAGGGAUACAAACAGUCCAAGACGCACAAAAGGCCAUCGAAUAUGGCAUGGAUGGCAUCAUUGUCUCCAACCACGGCGGCCGGCAACUAGACGGAGCGAUAGCAUCCCUGGACGCCCUCGCCGAGAUUGCGGCAGACGAAAAAGUCAAAGCCUCCAACUUGACGCUUUUAUUCGACAGCGGUGUUCGAACUGGAUCGGAUGUGCUCAAGGCACUGGCUCUUGGCGCAAAGGCUGUGUGUAUCGGUCGUCCUUAUGUGUAUGGAUUGGCUGCUGGAGGACAGAAGGGCGUGGAGCAUGUUCUCAAGUGUUUAUUGGCGGAUAUGGACAACAGUUUGGGAAAUUGUGGCAAGAAGAGUAUUCGUGAUCUGGGCAGAGACGAUCUUCAGAUUCUGCCACUGUCGAAGCUCUAG